AGUUCCUAGACUGGUUCAGUGGAAUCAGUUGAGUUCACUGUCAACAACAACGAAACAUUUUACUGAAAAAAAAUGUCUUGUUCAGGAAACGACAUGGAUCAAAUAUUAAGUAAACAGUUUGCUGAUCUCCGGGAAGCCAUUGAUGAAAUUCAACGCUUGAAGAGCGCUGGACAACAUGUUGAGGUCAAGCGAUCUGCAGCUGCUCUAAUGUUUGUAGCCCUUAAGCAUUCUAAUCGGGAAGUGAAGCGUAAUAUAAAAUCCGGACGCGAUGAAUUACAUGCAGAAAAGUUGAAAGUCGAUAUGAGCAGAUUGCAGUUGCAGAGUCUAUUGUAUGAUGUUAGCCACUUAAAGAAAGAAAUAAUUAAGUGUCAGAAAUUCAAGAGCCGCGACUCGCACCUAGAGUUACUUUCAGACGAAGAAUAUGCGAGCAAGUUGCCCAGUUCGGCAACAAACGGAGAUGAUAAAUCAGAGGUGUCCAGUCACAGUAAACAUCUCCACCGCUUGGAGUGUGAACUACGUUUGCGAAAGGAUCUGGAUAAUCAAUACAAGUCCUUGCUGACCGCCAAGCAAGAUCUGUUGCAGGAAAAUCUCAAUCAGACCCAAAGAUAUGGAUCCUUUGCGCCAGCCUUGCGUACGCUUAUGGAUUCAACAAAACCAUUGCAUGAUGCCCUUCAACUAACUUUAGAUGUUGAUUGGAAACUAAGCGCUGUAUAUAAGUAUCUGCCGAAACCUCUAUACAUUCUAUUCAUCAAUUUGCAAUCCCUGCAACGCAUUAAUAGCGAUGCACCCAACAAAUUCCAUUCAGAAGUGGUAGGCUUCGAGAAUGAAGCCCACAUGCAGGAACUGCUUGCUGCCAAACAAAAACUUGGGUUUCCGGUUGAAAAUGGUGAAAAUGGUUCGUCUGAAAAUAUUCUGGAGCGACUUCUAGAUCCCUUUCCCUUGCAUAUUCGCAUAACGAUUUUUACAUCAGAUAAUUUACAUCAAAUGGAGCUAGUAAUACGAUAUUGGGGAUUACUUAAAUGUGCCACAGUCCAGGCGCAAUUCAGUUCAAAUUUGGCAGCAAGCGCCAAUGCACCAGGAGACACCAGUUUUGUACAUGAUAUUUUGCGACACUUGUAUCCAAAUGAUUUUGGAAAUGAAAUACCAAUACCGGGAAUACAAUGCGAGUUGCAAAAUUUGAAUUUGACUGCUGAUGAGUGUUUAAAGCAUUUGGAAAAGAAUAAUUUUGGCAAACCCUUCUGUUGGCUGCAAAACAUGUGCUCGAUUCCAACAGUUAAUACUGCCAACGAAUAUGUCCACGAAUUGAAUCUAAAUAAAUGCACUCGUGAGGCUAUUGCUCGAAUUUCCAAACGCUGUCAAUCUUGGGUAGAGCUAUCCCAGCAGAUUCGUGGUCUGACAUACAAAGACAUUGACUUGGAUACACUUAAAGAGAAUACAGCCGGCAUAUUGUCUGGAAGUCUUGUGCAGUGGACUGCAAUAACACCGGAGGAUUUCCAAGCGCAAAGUUCAGAUGCUUUGAAUUCAAUAUCUGAUGAUAGUACAGGGGAAAGCAGCAAUGAAGUUACACACACAUUUUAUCGUGCGGUCAUUGUUCGUGGCUCAGCCAAAAUGGAGUGCUUUAUUAAAAUCUUUAGCAACUAUCCGUUGGAGAUGCCUCUCUGGAUUCUAUGCAUUCAUUGGAAUGGUUGUCAUACAUCAAAGAAUAGUUCGGCCAUUAAGAUGAUGGAAUAUUGGACAAAUUCAUUGCGCGUCGAGGACUUGGAGCCAAAUCAUCAGUUCCUUUUCACUCAGCUUUUCCGUACAAUCUACAGUUUUGAUAUAUUCCUAGAGACAGAGGGCUCCACGCAAACUACUUUGGAGUAUAACAAGGAGAAGCCUUACCUAAAUCCAUUUACCAAGCGUAUUCGUUUGCGUCCCUACAAGUACACCAAAAAGGGAUCAGUCUAUGCAUUCAAACAAUAGUCUUUCCUUGGCUGUUGCAGUGUAUUUGCUUGUUUUUUUUUACGACAAUUAUAAGCAUAUUUACAAUGACUGGUAGUUGUGUAAAAUGAAUAAAUAAGUAGUAACGCA
Messenger RNA from Drosophila willistoni, 2070 nucleotides. It is a transcript of the gene thoc5, whose product is annotated as THO complex subunit 5. Gene Ontology annotation, molecular function: mRNA binding. NCBI's taxonomy places the organism in Eukaryota, Metazoa, Arthropoda, Insecta, Diptera, Drosophilidae. The record is from RefSeq and is a predicted model, not a curated record. Gene Ontology annotation, biological process: positive regulation of DNA-templated transcription, elongation; mRNA export from nucleus. The coding region runs from base 73 to 1962 and encodes 629 amino acids. Gene Ontology annotation, cellular component: THO complex part of transcription export complex. The transcript is spliced from 7 exons.